CCUUGCACCCAGUCAUCGUCCUCAAUCUGCUCAGCCAUGCGCAUCUCGAAGAAGCUCAAGCGUAAUGAAGAGGACAAUGCUCCCCCGAGCUACUCCUACGAGUUCUUUCCGCCAAAAACAAGCACAGGCAUGCAAAACUUGUAUGACCGCAUUGAACGUAUGGCCAACUGGGGCCCACCGCUCUUCGUCGAUGUAACCUGGGGUGCCGGUGGACGGCUAGCAGAGCUGACCACGGAAAUGGUGAGCACGACACAAGAGUUGUUCGGACUGGACACUUGCAUGCACUUGAUUUGCACAGGCAUGCCUGCCGAAAAGGUUAAGGAGGCGCUCAAGGACGCCUACGACGCAGGUUGCCAGAACAUUCUCGCACUUCGAGGCGAUCCACCACGCGACAAGGAAAAGUGGGAAAAGACGGAAGGCGGUUUUGCUUACGCAACAGACUUGGUCAAGUAUAUCAGGAAGGAGUAUGGUGAUUACUUCGACAUUGGCGUAGCAGGCUAUUCUGAAGGACAUCCAGAGUGUACAGACAAGGAGAUGGGUCUGCACCACCUCAAGGAAAAGUGCGACGCAGGUGCGGACUUCAUUGUGACGCAGAUGUUCUACGACGUUGACGCAUUCCUUGCUUGGGUACAACGGUGUCGCGACAUGGGCAUCACAGUUCCCAUCAUUCCCGGUGUGAUGCCCAUCUCUGGCUGGGACUCCUUCCUUCGACGAGCAAAAUGGAGCAAUGCGCACAUCCCACAACAUUUCAUGGACGAACUCGAGCCGGUCAAGAAUGACGAUGCCGCUGUGCGCGACCGAGGCACCAAGCUGGUUGCAGAGAUGUGUCAAACAAUGCUUGAUAAUGGUAUUCGCCACUUGCACUUCUACACAAUGAACCUCGAAAAGGCUACACACAUGAUCAUCGAGCGACUUGGCUUACUCAAGGACGUCAAGCCGCGCGAGAUGCCGUGGCAGCGGUCAUUGGGCCUCAAUCGCAAGGACGAGAGCGUCAGGCCGAUAUUUUGGGCAAAUAGACACAAGUCUUAUAUUGCUCGCACCAAAGAGUGGGAUGAGUUUCCCAAUGGUCGAUGGGGUGAUUCACGGUCACCGGCAUUCGGUGAGCUAGAAAACUACCAAAUUGGCUUGCGUGUCCCAGCAUCGCAGGUUCCAGAGUUGUGGGGCACACCCGCCAGUGUUCAAGACGUGGCAGACCUCUUUGCGCGGUACUGCUUGGGUGAAGUCCCUUCCUUGCCGUGGUCCGAAUCUGCACUUGCACCGGAAGCAAGCAUCAUUCAGCAAAAUCUCGCCAGCAUUAAUCGCAAAGGCUACUUGACCAUCAACUCACAGCCUGCCGUGAAUGGCGCCAAGUCGAGUGAUCCCUUGUACGGCUGGGGUCCAGCAAAUGGCUAUGUCUAUCAAAAGGCAUACCUAGAAAUUUUUGUGCACCCAGACUUGCUGCCUCAAUUCAUCAAGCGCGUCGAGCAAGAUCGUGCCAAUACCUAUUUUGCAGUCAACAAGCAAGGAGACUUGAAGACCAACACCAACAGCGACGGUCCCAAUGCAGUGACGUGGGGAGUCUUUCCCGGUAAAGAAAUCAUUCAGCCAACCAUUGUCGAGGCCAUUUCGUUUUUGGCAUGGAAAGAUGAGGCGUAUCGCCUUGGUCUCGACUGGGCCACGUCCUACGACGCCGACUCUCCAGCGCGCAAACUCUUGACUGGUAUCAUGGACACUUGGUACCUCUGUGUCUUGGUGAGCAAUGACUUCCAAGACGAUAAUGCCCUUUUCACGCUCUUUGAGGACAUGCGACCAGUCUCUUCCUUGAGCAAGGCUUGAUCUUGUAUGGGUGCAACCAAGACGCAGUCCUGUAAAGUAAAACGACCUUCAUUCAACAGCGUUUUAGCAUUGGCGAUUGCACACAAAAGCUCUCAACGAGCAUCUUCUACUUCUACUAGACCAUAGAAACUGGA
Protomyces lactucae-debilis is the source of this 1949-nucleotide messenger RNA. RefSeq names its product methylenetetrahydrofolate reductase-domain-containing protein. The coding region runs from base 37 to 1815 and encodes 592 amino acids. The transcript has a single exon. Gene Ontology annotation, cellular component: cytosol. Gene Ontology annotation, molecular function: FAD binding; methylenetetrahydrofolate reductase [NAD(P)H] activity. The record is from RefSeq and is a predicted model, not a curated record. Lineage: Eukaryota; Fungi; Ascomycota; Taphrinomycetes; Taphrinales; Protomycetaceae. Gene Ontology annotation, biological process: tetrahydrofolate interconversion.